This is a messenger RNA of Fusarium verticillioides 7600, 537 nucleotides long. RefSeq lists its product as hypothetical. The record is from RefSeq and is a predicted model, not a curated record. NCBI's taxonomy places the organism in Eukaryota, Fungi, Ascomycota, Sordariomycetes, Hypocreales, Nectriaceae. The transcript has a single exon. Bases 1 to 537 code for a protein of 178 amino acids.
AUGGCUACCAACGUACCUACAGUUAUCCCACGAGUCGGUGUCUCAUACAGUACAUUUAUGGAAUCGUUCUGUAGAAUUAAGAAGGGUGUAUUCAGAGACGCAUCAAUUGGCGCUCUAGGCAAGGUACAGAAGGUCCAUCAAGCUCAGUCAAGAAUCCUAAAGUGCUACCCUGACCUUGAGACCGGUAUUCUUGGAACCGCUAGGCCGCCUUCCCAAAGGUAUCCAUCACAGAAUGAGAUUGAUGAACUUCUCGGUGAUCUGAGGAGUGUCAAGUACUUUUUGUUUGACAUGGCGCGUCGUUUCUACUCUGGCCAUGAGAACGAGCGGAAUAUGUUGCAGCCCUUGGACGUGGUGACAGUAAGCUUGGAGAAACAGCUUUAUUGCAUUCAAUUAGCUAUCAACAAGCUGGAUCCUUAUCGCGGGCCUAAGGAUAUCUUCGGCAUGUAUUGUGGUGUACUUGUUGAUGAAAACUUGGCCAGAACUAACAGAGAGGGCACCGGUAAGAUUGAGGAACAGAUGCAGCAGAUGGCAAUCUAG